AUGAACGAAAUUCGCCCCAUCAACUGGACGGGCAGCCGGUUGGAGCUUCUUGACCAGACGCUCCUGCCCCACCAGCACGUUACCGUACGCAUUACCGAUUACCGUGCCGCCGCCGCCGCCAUCACCGAGAUGCGCGUGCGCGGCGCCCCCGCCAUCGGAGUGACCGCCGGCUACGCCAUGGUGCUGGCCGCCGCUGAGUUGCAGUCCCGGGAGCGGGACCACUUCAUCGGCGCGCUGCGGGAAGCCGGAGCCCACAUCGCCGCCGCCCGACCCACCGCCGUCAACCUCGGCUGGGCCGUGCGCCGCAUGAUGCGGGUGGCGGAGGCGGAGCCCGACCCGGGCAGUAUUCGGCCCCGACUGGAGCAGGAAGCCCGUCGCAUCCAGGAGGAGGACGAGGCGAUCAACCGGCGUAUCGGCGAGCACGGGCGCGCCCUGAUGCCAGCCGACGGCCAGGGAGUGCUGACCCACUGCAACACGGGCGCGCUGGCGACUUCGGCCUUCGGCACCGCCCUGGGCGUGAUACGCGCGGGAUGGGAGGCCGGCGGCCGCUUCAAGGUGUACAACACCGAGACGAGGCCCUGGUUGCAGGGCGCGCGUCUCACCUCGUGGGAGUUCCAGCAACUGGGAAUACCCGCCACCCUCAUCGCCGAUUCCGCAGCCGGAGUGUUGAUGCAGCGGGGCGAGGUUUCCUGCGUAAUCACCGGCGCGGACCGCGUCGCUGCCAACGGCGACACCGCCAACAAGGUGGGCACGUACACGCUGGCGGUGCUGGCCCAUGAGAACGGCAUCCCGUUCUACAUCGCCGCGCCCACCAGCACCGUGGACCUGGCCAUUGCCCACGGCGACGACAUCGCCAUCGAGGAGCGGCCCCAGCACGAGGUGACCGGCUACGGAGGCACUCCCAUCGCCCCUGAAGGCACGCCGGCCUACAACCCGGCUUUCGACGUGACGCCGCACCGCUACAUCGCCGGCAUCGUCACCGAAACAACGGUGUGCCGACCGCCGUACACCGAAUCGCUGCGGCAAGCGGUGGACGCUGCCUGA
Geodia barretti is the source of this 1044-nucleotide messenger RNA. The record is from the annotation of a GenBank genome assembly. Lineage: Eukaryota; Metazoa; Porifera; Demospongiae; Tetractinellida; Geodiidae.